UUAAACUCUACUCCAUUUAACAAGCUAUUUUUGUAAAUAAAUUAUUGAAACAGAGCAUUUGGAAUUCUUUAUUAUCAGAAAUUCUUGACGAUGAUCACCUCAAUCUCGAACAAUUGAGCUCCCUAUCACCAUAACUUCCAUUGCAACACUUCAUGACAGUGAUAAAGAUUUUAGCAGAAUGAUCUGUUCAUUCAUUUGAAGUGAGUGAGUUAGUGAGUGGGGCUUCAAUUUGUUAUCAGUUUUAAUUUGUUUGGUGUUGCUUAACAAUUUUCAAUGGUACCUUUAUGAUUUCCUGGAUAUUUAAUUUCGCCCUUUUCGUGUAUUUAGUCACGUUCCUGCAUUUAUUUACCUUCAAAAUAUUAUUUCAGGCCAUAAUUAAUACACGCAGAAAAAUCAAAGAAUUCCUUUGAUUCGUAAAAUUUUAUCUCGCAAUAAAAAGGAGCACAUAUCAUGUGGAGGAAGAAAAUGGAACGGUAACGCCAAAAAACAUACCAGCGAUAUCAUCAAAGGUUCUGAGAAAGUUUAAUUAAGUUACGUUUUAAAAAUCAUCCACAAUCUCAUAGAUCUUAUUGAAGUAUUUUCUCGGUUAAUAUUUAAUGAUUUCCAUGAAAUACAAUGUGCAAAAUAUAACAUCAAUAGAGAUGUAAAUAAAUUAUUAAAAAAAGGUUUGAAUACAUUUUAAAUGGACGGUUACCACCUUUUAAAACCACCAUGUGAAUCAAAAUUAAAUGCAUGAUUAAUAUUUAGUUUUUUUUUUAGUAAUCGCGUUUACUUUUUGUGUGCUGCCUUGGUUUUAAUAUAUUGCACAAGCAGUGUCUAGAAAUGGGCACUGGAACAUCUACGAACAAGAGCACCUCUCAUUUUCCAGUCAACUAUAUUGGCAGUGGUGAAGCAUGUAAUGAACCAGUUCAGCAAGUCCAGCCCAACGUUGCUUUGGAUAAAGGUAUGAUCAAACAAGAUGUAAAAAUAAAAAUUACCGAAGAUGAUGAUUAUCUUGAACCAGUAUCACAUCAAAGGAAAAAAGUUAGAAUAAUCAAAAAAAUUCAACUGAGUAGAAUUAUUAAAACUCCUCUUAAAAGAAGAUAUAAAAAAAAAUUAUCGAAUUCUGAAAAUCUUCUGUCAAUAACUUACGCGGAAGCUUCAAAACUUCAACCUAAAGAUCCAGCAGAAAUGUGGAAAAUUGUGAAACAAACUUCAGAUAAAAAACCCAUUCAAGUUGAACCCACAAAAAAUCGCAAAGGUUGGAGAACAAUUCGUAUUUUUGUAUCAAGUACAUUCAAGGACUUCCAUCAAGAGAGAGAAGUUUUGGUAAAAGAGGUAUUCCCGGAUUUACGACUGUGGUGCGAAGAACGAAAACUUCGACUUGUUGAAUGUGACUUAAGAUGGGGUGUACCAAAAGAUUCUACAACAGAAGAAACCAUCAAAAUAUGUUUAAGUGAAUUAGACCGCUGUUAUGAAGAUAAUGUUGCACCUUUCUUUCUUAAUUUAGCAGGAGAAAGAGCUGGCUGGAUUCCAAAUUUUGGCGAUUUGACUUUAAAUUUGGCAGCACAAUAUGGCUGGAUAUAUGGAUUAUCAGUGACGGAAAUGGAGAUUGUCCAUGGUGCUUUCAGAAAGCUCAACCCAAAUGCUUUAUUCUUACUCCGAGAACCAGAAAGUAUCAAAGAUCUUCCGGAAUCUAUAAAAGAUGAUUUUCUGGACAACAACGAAAAUUGCAUUAAAAAAUUGAAGACUUUAAAAACCAUAAUUACUGAAACUUUUGAGGGAGAUUGUGUCUACCUUUACAAGGUAAAGGGGAUGUUUAAUCGUGGACAAGUCGAGUUUAAAGGAUUAAGUGGAGAUUCACAAUUUUCACAAAAGGUAUAUAACUUCUUUAAAACAAGAAUUGAAGAAUUAUAUCCAUUAGAUCCAACUCCACAGGAUCCACUUCAAGUACAGAAGGAAGCACACGAGACUUUCCUGGAUAGUCGUUCACAAUGUGUACUUGGAAGAGAUAAACUAAUUGAACAAAUAAAGAAUUAUGCAUACACAGAUGAUGGAGUAUCACCAUUGCUAGUCAUUGGUACAGCUGGUGCUGGAAAAUCAGCUCUAAUGGCAAAAUGUGCUGCGGAUACAGUAUACAUGGCCAGUGCAGAUAAAUUAACUGUUCCUAGUGGCUUUAAGAAAUGGAGAGUAUUUUUUCAUUUUGUUGGUGCUACUCCUGGAUCAACUGAUCUUGCUUUUUUCCUGCAACGUCUUACUAAAGAAGUCAAACCAGAUAUGAAAGAUAUUGUUAGCGAUUUGGAGACAUUGAUACAACUCAGCAACAGUUUGUUAUCAAAUCCGAACACUGAACCAAUUAUAAUAUUCAUUGACGCUGUAAAUCAGCUUGAUGAAGAUAAACAACAAUUCAUGAGUCGUUGGCUGCCAGACAAUUUAUCUCCAAAUGUUCGUGUUAUUGUUUCAAUGAUUGAAAGUACUCCAAGUCAUCAAAUGUUGCGUUCUUACAAACCAUCACCAGUUGAAAUUAUGUGUGGCCCGCUGGACAUGGAUUCAAGAAAGGAAAUUGUCUGCAAUAUAUUGAAGAUGUACAAUAAGCGAUUGGACGAUGAGCAACUAAACACUUUAGUAGCAAAGAAAGGCUCAAGUAAUCCUCUGUGGUUAACACUGGCAUGUGAAGAAUUAAGAGUAUUUGGAAAGUUUGAGGAACUUAUUGGAAAGAUAGAAACGCUUCCUGAUGAUCUGAUUGACCUUGAAAUAGAUGUAUUUUCUCGCUUUGAGACGGAAACUGGUGGUCUGUUGAUGAAAGCAACAUUAUGUUUACUUGAAGUUUCAAGGCAUGGUUUGCUCGAAACAGAAUUGUUAGCUUUACUUGGAGAUGACAAUAAUAUCAAAUGUCCUGAUUAUGUUGAGGGUGAAGAAGAAGAAGUUAUCAAAAAAACGGAAGAAGUGACUGCUCAAUCAAUAGCUCCAUGUGAUACAGAAAAAGAAGAUGUUGAGAAUCUUACUGAUAAGUUUUCGAAACUCGUUGAUGAAGGUUAUGUUAUAAAAGAAGAAGAACAGAAUGCGAAAGUUAAGCGACCAAAGGGUAAGCAGGUAAACUUUCUACCUGCUAGAGACUGGGCUAUUAUUUACCGUAACUUGAAACAACUCCUCAGACCAUGUGGUGAUCUUGGAGAAGGACGGCUUGAUUUUUACCACAGAUCUCUCAGCAAGGCUGUAAGAAGAAAAUAUUUCCAGGGCAGUGAAGGAUUUAAAAAACAUAUGUACAAUUUUUGGCAUGGUGUGUUAGCUGGAUAUUUCGAAGGAGUUGAUGAUAUGGAUAGAAAAGCUGAAGAACUACCAUAUCAUUUGGAGCAGCUUUUGGACAACAAUCGAUUAAUACGUUGUUUGUUAGAAUGGCCAGUGUUCAAUCGACUUUAUAAUGAAGAUUUCAGUAUUGAUUUGCUACGCUCAUGGCAAAAGGCUGGUGGCUAUGUAGUUGCAUCUGCUUUGUACAGAGAAUCACUUGUUGUGUUAAAAGACUCUAGAAUGCCAUUAAUUGAUUAUGUAGAGCAAUUGGAAAGCGUUGGAAUGUUUCUCAUUCAGGCUGGCCAAUACACGGAAGCAUAUGAGAUAUUAGAAGAGCGAGUCAAACAUGAGACUGAACAGCUUGGUUCACGUGUAGACGAAUUAGCUGACGUUUAUCAGAUGAUGGCGAAGUGUAAGAGUGAGAUUGUAAAGAAUCACAAUUUCAUCACAAUGUCGCAGCUUGCAGAAGACGAGGAGGUCGUGGAGUUAUGUCAAAAAAGCCAUGAUUAUCGAAAAGAACUGCAAGGAGAAAAACAUGAGUUUAUGAUGGCGCUUAACAAUAUUCUUCUUUGUCAUCAUCUGGCAAUUAUAGCUGAUCUAAAGAAAGAUGAUACAUAUCGAACUGAAGCAUUUGAAGUUAUCAAUGAAGCUAUCAGAGUUUUUCAACAGAUAAAUGAUAUUGGGCAUUUAGCGGAAGCUAUCAUGACAAAAUCUUUCAUCAAUCCCAGAGAUAAAAAAUACUUUGAAGAAAAAGAAAAUCAACUCAAGAAAUCGUUUAAGUUGUGUUUAAAGGCUUAUGGUAAGGGACAUAUGUUAUAUGUAAGAUUGUGUUUAAACAUUGGAAUACUUUAUGAAGAUGACAGACAAUAUCAAAAAGCGUAUGAUUAUUUUGUGCAAUGGGAUGUUGCUUGCAAGGAGGUACUGGGACCAAGCCAUCCGAAGGCUAUUCGUGCAAAAGAAACUUUAAACGAACCAAUGUAUAAACGUAUAAGAGAUCAAAGAGAACGCACAGCAGCUGGUACGGCUUAAUAAUUUUGGCAUCACUAAUUGAAUAUGUAUGAUGGCUCUUGCAAUGCAAUUUUCCAUUAUCUGAUGUUAGAAAAUUUACUUCACAAUACUUAGCGAGAUGGUGCUUCAGAGUGACACACAUUUUACUUUUAAUAUAACGUAUUUAGUUAUACAUUUGUUUUUUCCCAAGAGAGACAUUAUUUUUGAAUUUU
Hydractinia symbiolongicarpus is the source of this 4487-nucleotide messenger RNA. Its product is annotated as TPR repeat-containing protein DDB_G0287407-like. Bases 823 to 4296 code for a protein of 1157 amino acids. The record is from RefSeq and is a predicted model, not a curated record. Gene Ontology annotation, molecular function: protein binding. The transcript is spliced from 24 exons. Lineage: Eukaryota; Metazoa; Cnidaria; Hydrozoa; Anthoathecata; Hydractiniidae. Gene Ontology annotation, cellular component: Cul4-RING E3 ubiquitin ligase complex.